Anguilla anguilla (European eel) is the source of this 857-nucleotide messenger RNA. Its product is annotated as insulin-like growth factor II. Gene Ontology annotation, molecular function: growth factor activity; hormone activity. The record is from RefSeq and is a predicted model, not a curated record. The transcript is spliced from 4 exons. Lineage: Eukaryota; Metazoa; Chordata; Actinopteri; Anguilliformes; Anguillidae. The coding region runs from base 138 to 800 and encodes 220 amino acids. Gene Ontology annotation, cellular component: extracellular region.
ACAGCGAGAACUUUUGUCUGUCGCCAAAGCUUUGGGACAGCUUCAUACAACAUCUCUAAAGCCGCAGCAACCGGGAAACUAUUCUACCUUCAACGGCACUACCAAAUACAUUUCACGUACACAGCUGCGCAGCAGACAUGGAGCAACAGCAAAGUUACGGCUACCAAUCUCUCUGUCACACCUGCGUAAGGACAGCAAAAAGACAAACGAAGAUCAGAAAGAUGUCCCUCUCAAGUCGAGCGCUGAUAUUCACGGUGGCGCUGACGAUGUACGUCGUGGAUGCGGGCUCUGGAGAGACGCUGUGUGGCGGAGAACUGGUAGACGCGCUGCAAUUCGUAUGUGAAGACAGAGGCUUCUAUUUUAGCAGACCCACCAGCAGGGCGAACAGCAGGCGGUCACAGAAGGGAAUUGUGGAAGAAUGCUGUUUCCAGAGCUGUGACCUGAAUCUCCUGGAGCAGUACUGCGCCAAGCCCGCCAAGUCGGAGAGAGACGUCUCCGCCAGCUCCCUGCAGGUCAUACCUGCGCUACCUGCGCUGCCUGUGCUACCGCCACUGAGCAAGCAGGACGGCCGGCGGCACGUGGCGGUGCGGUACUCCAAAUACGAGGCGUGGCAGCGGAAGGCGGCGCAGCGCCUGCGGCGGGGCGUCCCGGGCGUCCUGCGGGCGCGGAAGCUCCGCCGGCAGGCCGAGCGGGCCAGGGCCCGGGAGCAGGCCCGAAGCCACCGGCCCCUCAUCAUCCUGCCCAGCCGGGACCCCCCCCCCGCGGCGGCGCCCACGGAAACCCGCGCCGUGCACAAGUGAACCCAGCCGUCGCGCGGACGGGAGUCGGACAAGAGGAAGAAGAAAGGAAAAAAAAAA